AUAAAUACUUUACAAUCACCAUAACGUUGUCAACUUAUCCUCCUCAAGUGGCAUUGUACAACAGAGCAAUAAAAGUUACAGUAGAUGGUCCUAGAAAUUCCCGAUCUGUUAAAUCAAAACCUUCAGAAGCAUCUGUAAAACAUCAAUUUUUCCCACAUUUUCGAAAACUUGAAGAAAUAGAAGAAUAUAAUGUUGGAACCACAAGACGAAGAGAUCAUUUAGAAAUUUCUCUCCAGAGUUCAUCAGAUAUCUACAGCUCUACCAUUUGUGAGGAUUCAGAAUAUGAAGAUAAUAAAUCAUUUGGUUCAUGUUCUCCAUAUCCAGAUGAUAAUUAUUCGAAACAUUCCUUGCCAACAGUUCUUCCAGAUUCCAGAACGGAUGAAUACAUUGCCACCUCUUCCCAGAGACAUAUUUCUACACUGAAUAGUACUGUCAGAACAGAUCAUUUUAUAACUGAUAUUAACUAUGCAGACCAUACCUACCCUACAAAUUGGUAUCGGAAUCCCAUGUAUGAGUAUUAUUACAAUCCACCCCAAAGGCAAUACUUCUCGACUUAUUCUCCUCCACAGUGAUUAUUCAAUUUAUUCAGCUGAUAUUCACAAGGAGCGUGCUAAUCAUUAAACCCAUUUAACCGCUAAAUUGGUGUACUCGGUCCCAUAAGAUAUUAAUUCGGGAGAAAAAGUAGGAAAUUUGCAAAGUUGUGUUUGGAGACCCUGCUCCUGAUUCGAAAAACAUGUUUCCUUGUUCAUGAAGUUAUGUGAAGAAUGCCACAUGGGAUGAGAAAACCAACAUUCUUUAAAAUACCUCACAUAUUUUAUCUAUUACCAACAAAAAACGAUAUUACUCCUAGAGUAGUUUUUGAGCUACAUUCAUUUAAAUUUGUAAUAAACUGAAUAUAGAAAACUUAA
Molecule: messenger RNA, 908 nt
Organism: Leptinotarsa decemlineata (Colorado potato beetle)
Lineage: Eukaryota; Metazoa; Arthropoda; Insecta; Coleoptera; Chrysomelidae
Biological process (GO): regulation of DNA-templated transcription
Cellular component (GO): nucleus
Molecular function (GO): DNA-binding transcription factor activity, RNA polymerase II-specific; ATP binding; RNA polymerase II cis-regulatory region sequence-specific DNA binding
Source: RefSeq, a predicted model, not a curated record